Messenger RNA from Gadus chalcogrammus (walleye pollock), 5723 nucleotides. It is a transcript of the gene nfatc2a, whose product is annotated as nuclear factor of activated T cells 2a. Gene Ontology annotation, molecular function: RNA polymerase II cis-regulatory region sequence-specific DNA binding; DNA-binding transcription factor activity, RNA polymerase II-specific; transcription factor binding. The record is from RefSeq and is a predicted model, not a curated record. Gene Ontology annotation, biological process: regulation of transcription by RNA polymerase II; calcineurin-NFAT signaling cascade; cytokine production. The transcript is spliced from 11 exons. Bases 552 to 3395 code for a protein of 947 amino acids. NCBI's taxonomy places the organism in Eukaryota, Metazoa, Chordata, Actinopteri, Gadiformes, Gadidae. Gene Ontology annotation, cellular component: transcription regulator complex.
ACACACACACACACACACACACACACACACACACACACACACACACACACACACACACACACACACACACACACACACACGCCCACUUCAAUGCACAAACACACAUGGUACAUUUUUAUAGGCCUACAUCUAUUGCGUAAUUGCCACAUGUCAAACACCCGGGGGCAGCAGUAAGUCAAAAGAGAAGCUGUCCAUUCACUUAAAAGGUGCCUAUGUUGAAGUCAAAUUAUAAAACAACUAACCCAUUAAAACAUUCACGAAAUAAAGCCACGGUGAUAAGAAUAUACACUCCAGCCUUCAACUUUUGACUAAAGUGAGAAAAUGCAAGAAGGAAACUUUUGUGCUUUCUUCGCCCUGCUGUUCCUGAGCGCUGGCUGUUGCAUCACUUGCUUCCAUAUUCAACUACAGCAACAAGUGAACAGGUUCCCCCUUCAAUGCAUCUCAUCUCGACACCAGAGUCUCUCCCUCGCUCGUCGCAUGGCCUCUGUUAGGGACGUCGCAAGUGUUAUAUUUUCUUAUCGCCUGAACUGGGAAACCGCUAAAUAAGACAAAUGACAUAUUUUUACGACGAAACCGAGGCUGCGGAGGACCUGAGCAAAAUGAACUACCCUGACGAGGAUUUGCAGUUCGAAUAUUUGUUUGAAUACGAACCUCCUAGUGACGAUUUUGCAGGAGGAAAACAAGGUGACCCGAACCUCACGGCCCAAAAGCUCCUCAGCCCAGAGUCUGAGCAGGCCUUCCCCCUGGAGGAAGCCCCCUACGGCAUCAAGCCCUGCAGCCCGUCCUACGGGGGCCACGCCGUGCAGGUCCUCGCAGGCUACGACGCCCAGGAGCUCUCCCGGAGCUACCUGGACCACCACCAGCACCACCAGCAGCGCCCCAGCGGCCUGGCUCUGAGCCCCCGCAUCGAGAUCACGCCCUCCCGCGAGCACUACAACCAUGUCAGGGACUCCCUGCAGAACCACCCCCUGAACACCAGCCCCCGGCCCACGCUGACCGUGCCCGGCCACGAGAGCCAGUCCUACCGGGAGCCCCAGUGCCUGAGCCCCGCCAGCAGCAACUCCUCCACCAGCUGGCACUCGGAGAGCUACUCCCCCUUCGCGUCCCCCUGCGUGUCGCCGGGCAGCGGGCAGACCGCCGCUGACCUCUGCCCCCGCCUGCAGAGCAUCCACACCGGGGGCUCCCCGCGCACCUCCCCGGGCACCUCCCCCCACACCAGCCUGGCCGAGGACGGGGGCCCCGGGGGGCCCCGCUCGCCGUCCCCCAGGCCCGACUCACGCUCGGUGUCGCCGCAAGGGAAGCGCACCUACGACAUGUGCCGCAACCAGGGUCUGAUCCCGGGACACCGCUCCCGCAGCCCCUCCCCGUCGCACACCACUCACGAAGAGUACAACAUCGGGGCCCACUACGGCCCCAACGCCCACCUCCACCAGCACCACCUCCACCACCACCACCACGGCAGCCCCAUCGCCAACGUGGUGAACUGCUUCGCCCCCGGACAGCCCGGCCUGGUGCCCAGUAAGAUCGUGAGGACGGCCAACCACAACCAGGUGUACACCCUGUACCCUGAGAACCACGUGGAGGGGAACUACCUGGUGUCCUGCGACCAGGACAUGAAGUCCAGGCCCGGCUCGGAGCCCUUCUUCGUCAUGCCGCCCAUCUGGCCCAAACCUCUGGUGUCCAGCCUAUGCAGCAUCCCGCUGGCGUCCCUCCCUCCCCUGGAGUGGCCCAUGCCCAACCACACGGAGCACUACGAGCUGCACAUCGACGUGCAGCCCAAGCCCCAUCACCGGGCCCACUACGAGACGGAGGGCAGCCGGGGGGCCGUCAAAGCCCCCACCGGCGGGCAUCCCGUCGUCCAGCUGCACGGCUACAAAGGCAAGGAGCCCCUCGGCCUGCAGAUCUUCAUCGGCACAGCAGACGAGCGCAUCCUGAAGCCGCAUGCCUUCUACCAGGUCCACCGCAUCACGGGCAAGACGGUCACCACCACCAGCCUAGAGAAGGUAGUCAACGGCACCAAAGUCCUGGAGAUCCCCCUGGAGCCAAAGAACAACAUGAAAGCCAUAAUCGACUGCGCCGGAAUUCUGAAGCUCAGGAACGCCGACAUCGAACUGAGGAAAGGGGAGACGGACAUCGGGCGGAAGAACACCCGCGUGCGCCUGGUGUUCCGAGUCCACAUCCCUCAACCUGGAGGGCAGCACAUCUCACUGCAGGCCGCCUCACAUCCCAUAGAGUGCUCCCAGCGCUCGGCCCAUGAGCUCCCUCUAGUGGAGAAGCAGGAUAUGGACGGCUGCUCCGUCCUGGGGGGCCAGCAGAUGAUCCUGACGGGGCAGAACUUCAGCUCCGACUCCAGGGUGAUCUUCAUGGAGAAAACCCAAGACGGCCAGCAGAUAUGGGAGAUGGAGGCGACUGUAGACAAAGACAAGAGUCAGCCAAACCUGCUGUUUGUGGAGGUGCCUUCCUACCGGGAACUGUCCGUCUGCCACUCGGUCAAGGUCCACUUCUACGUCAUCAACGGCAAGAGGAAGCGGAGCCAGCCGCAGCAUUUCACCUUCACCCCGUUGUCAGUGCCCUCCAUCAAGACGGAGCCCCAGGACGAGUACGAGGCGGCUCACAUGGGCUUCGCCGUGCCCCAGAUGCUGGGCCUGUCCCCCCACUCCUACUACCACAACGCCCGGGCCAUCCUGCAGCCGGACAGCGGCCUGGUCUCCGGCCUGGCCUCCUGCCUGGAGGGGGGGCGGGCCCCCCAGGACCCCCGCUACCAGCAGCAGCAGCAGCUGCAGAGUCACGCCAUCAUCAACGCCGCCGGCCUGAGCAGCCCCGGCCUGUACCAGCAGAUGCCCGAGCCGCACCGCUCUGUGCUGGUCCACGCCGGCUCUCCGUCCCAGCCCCUGGGGGGUCCCCACCUGGCGGCGGGCCAGCACCCGUCCAUCAUCCAGUUCUCCCCCAACGGCCCCCCCGCACACCACCACCUUCUGCUCCGAGGGGCGGGGGACCCCCCGCCCACCGCCGCCCCUCAGGCCGACAACAGCAGCAGCCAGCAGCCCAUCACCUACGGCGAGGACGGAUACUCCCCCCAGUCCACGCCCAACACGUCCCCCCACGCCCAGGGGGGGCCCGCGGCCGGCCAGCCGCAGCACUACGCCACGGUGAUCCAGCCCCAGCCCCAGUACACGCAGAAGGCCCCCCCGCAGAAGGUCCGAUCCCCCCCUACCCCCGGGGCCCCUGGCCCCGAGCAGGCGGGCCAGGAGGGACCCCAGGAGGGGGCCCCGGCCCUGGGGAACGGCCACCAGAGGAGGGUGGCGGUCAAGGAGGAGAACCUGGACCAGGCCUACCUCGAUGACGGUGAGUGUCCUCCCAACUACACCUUGUUACGCCCUAAUGGCCCCUUCUGAGAGUCAAUCGAGUCUCUCGUCCGCAACAGCCACAUCGUCAAUGAAAUCAUAAGGAAGGAUCUGACUGCUGUCCAGGCCAGAGGGCAGACAUAGAGGAAAACCUGCAGGACACGACAUCAUGUCAACUUCGUCACAGCUAUAGCCCUACCCCGCAACUCCUCUUCCUCAUCCUCUUUAUCCAUAGAGAUGUCCGUUUACAGCCGUUAUAUUAGAGUCAUCUUUUAGUAUUUCAUGACUGUAAAGUCUUUACUUAAAUGUGGAAAACAAUCAAAACAAUGUGCUUAAAUCAAUGUUUUUUAAGCGAAACAUCUUCUUUUUAUUAAAAAAAGAUUAAUAAAGAGAGGGUCGAUAACUAAAAUACAUUCACAUGCUGCAAAACUGUUAAUACCUUUUGACUAUUGGAGCUACUUUUUCGAAUAUAUUCUCAAAAGUCAAAAUGUCUACAGAUGUACAACAGCAGAUUGUAUGUACUUUAAUCAUCUCAUUUUAGGUUCAGUUGUGUAUGAAGUAUGUGGAGAGAAAAACACACUACCUUAUUAUUUUAGUGACUUUUUAGUGACUAAAAAACAAUAUUUGGCACCUCCUAAAAUGCACUGUUUUGCCAAAACUUGUAAACAUUUCUUUGAUGUGAAUAGUGCCUUUAAUUCUGUGGCUUAAAUGAUUGAUUAAAAUUAUAAAAGUGAUCAUAUGUGCAGCAGUUUAUUAAAAGCCAUACGUUAAAGGCUUUAUAGUGUAAAGUAUUGUCCAAGUCCAAUAUUCCAAAUUAUUGGGGAUGCCAAAUGCAGCAGGCAAACACAGAUUUGAAAUCUGGUUGCUUGUCUUUCUCUUAAAUACCUUUUCUAUUUGUAUUUCUCAUAAUUGUAUUGUAAUUAUAUCUGUGUUCGUAUUUCAAUUCACAGAGAAUAUAUCCAGUGCCUUUUUUUAUGUAAGAUGUUUUGUACAGUGCUUGCAGAAGUCUAUGAGCAUUUAUAAAGGCAGCCCUUGUAUUCAAAGACAUCAACAGACUUGUCCUGUCCCUUCAUGUGUUAUGCACUAGUGUGCCUUCAGUGCCUUGCAUUUUUAAGGUAAGCCCCCAUUUUUAGAAAAUAAUACAGAAAAUACAUUAUUAUUAUGACUAUUUUUGUAUUAAAUUAUUAUGUCAAAUAUUUUUUAUUUUGUCUUAACAAAGUUUUAUUUCAUACAAAUAUAGUUUAAAAUAGUGGUUGAAAAGAGUGCCUUUGUCUUUUAAGUGCCAUUAAUCCGACUUAAAAUAUGACCAAUGAAGUGCAAUUAAAGCUAUUUGUUUUAAAGGCAACCAUUGGCCAGAAAAUGGUUGUCUAAUGUUUAAUAUUGGAUAUCAUAUGGGUAUUUUGCAGGAGUGAGAUUUGAUAAAAACAGUUACAUCAAAUGUUUUCUCUAAUGAGCCAUUCUCUCCAUGUACAAAGAGUUUCUGAAUGUAAACUUUAUAUUUGUUUCUGUAAAUAUAAAAUGCAAAGUAUACCCUGUUUGUCCAAGAAUUAAUUAAUUCAAAGGUUAAAGAAGGAAUGUAAAGUACAUUUUCUCUCUUUUUUUUGUUCUUCAUGAGUUACAUUCUUUCUUUUAUCAAUCCAUUAGUUUUCACACAAAGUAUACACAAAGUUUGUGAUUGAUUUGCACGUUUUACUACAAAGAACACUUAUGGUAUAUUGCACUGUAAGUAUUACUUUGCGUUACUAUGAGGAAAUAUUCCAUUUUUAUUUUAAUUUGCAAAAAUCGAGAAUCGAUGAUUGGUUUUACAAAGGGAAUUAUUAUAGGGAUAUUUCUACUGCCAAUAGUGUUUAAUUAUUUUGCUUUAUGAAUAUUUUACUAUCAUUGUUACAAAAAGUUUGUUCCAUCAUUGGAUAACAUGAUUUUCCCUCAUAUUUUUUUUUUUAUAAUUUGUUCUAUUAUGAAUGCAUCAAACUAUGUUUAAAACAAUUUGUUUCAUCUUAUUUUUAUAUCCUUAAAAGUAGCAAUAAAUAAUAACCAUAGAAGAUUCGCUUGUGUUGUUUGUUAUGUUUCACUUAAAUCAAACGAGUUCUUUAAAUCAUCAAAGAUUUUGUUUGUUAACAUCCUAUUAAACAUGAGUUUGGCUUAGGGUAAAUUUGUUUAACCAAAAUCAUUAGAUAAGACACAAAUAUUGACCUACAUCGAGUAUUAAAGCUACUAACUCUCAAUGAACAGACAUAUUCCAACCAUAUCUAAUAUAGAAAUAGACAAACAGAAAAAAAUGAUAUGUACAUUUGAUGUUAGAGAUUAUUUACAACAUUAAAGGGUCACCUGUUCUUUAAAGGUGCGGUAUGCGGGAUUAAGUGGCAUCUAGUGGUGAGG